This is a messenger RNA of Seminavis robusta, 2244 nucleotides long. NCBI's taxonomy places the organism in Eukaryota, Bacillariophyta, Bacillariophyceae, Naviculales, Naviculaceae. The record is from the annotation of a GenBank genome assembly.
AUGGAAGAUAUCAGUGAAGAACUUUCUAACUCUGCCCUGAGCGAGCCUCAGAAUACCACCACAGGAGUGUGUUACAGAGAUGAGGAAACUGGGGACGAAACAAACCGUGAUAUCUCAAAGAUCAAGAAGCAUGCCACCAGGACCUGGAUGAUUACUUUCUUGUUGGUGAGCAUGGGAGCUGCUGCCAGUGUAGCCUUUCUGUACAUUGGCAUUAGUGGGGCUAGUAAUGACCAGAAAGAGAGCUUUGAACGUAGGGCUAGUGACGUCUCCAAAGAGAUUGAUGGUGCUUGGGAUGACUAUGAGGCAGCAGCUCGUUGGACUCACUCUGAGUGCCGCAACUGGAGGACUGACAACUUCACGCAUCAGGACUUUGAAGCUCUCUAUUACUACCUAAUUGAAGAAGGCCUGAACUUCUACUCUAUCAAUUGGGUCCCAAACAUUACCCAUGCAGAGAGACCUCUAGUGGAAGAGAAAGAGGGGGGCUUUUGGAAGAACAAUAUUGAAGGUGCAGAAAACUAUGCUGGUUUCACAGGCCAAGAACCAGAUCCAGACCAUCCAGGUGAACUCAUCUAUGCCAACAGAUCCGAACAAGCUUUCUACUUUCCAAUUUAUUUUGUGGAACCCAAGAGUGCUGCUGCUAGCAUCAUUCACUAUGAUCUUUUCAGUGCUCCCUGGGAAAGUCCUGCCAUUUCCAAAGCUCUGGAGACCUACCAACCUGCCCUCACUGGAAGGUUCGUCCUUGCACAGCACGCACCCGAGGAUGGCUACAGUACACUGCUUUAUCACCCUGGUGUCAAACUCCCAAGUCACCUUGCACAAGAACGUCACGACGUUACCACCAUCGUUAUGACGCUCAACCCCUUUCUCCAGCAUGCAGCUCGCGUCCAGCAGGAGCCAAUGGCGGUUUACCUCUAUGACAAGACCUUGGCAGAAAUGGAUGAAGAAGCUCCCUUUGAAUUCUUGGGUGGAGUGCAAGUGAAAUACGAGAAUGAAGACCGCAGCAAGCGCAAAAUGACAAAUCUAAUGGAAACAGAGUAUGCUACUCUACAGGACUCCUCUGACCUCUACUAUGAACGAGACAUCCAUGCUGGAGGGAGGACCUGGGCAAUUGUGGUUAUCCCAGUGGAGGGUGAUACCUCCUUCCAACCAGAUGUCAUUUUUGCCAUUCUCUGUGGAGUAAUGAUCUUUGCUGCCUCAUUGCUGCUGGCAUGGAUCUGGGUUAUGCACAACCGCAGCCGAACACACCAAGUCAUGAAAAUUGUGGACAAGGCAGCUGCAGAGUCCAGGAUUGUCUCAGACCUGUUCCCGGCCGCUGUCCGAGAAUCCAUGAUUCACCAGCAAAGAGUCUCCCAAGCUGAGAAAGCAAGAGAUGACGCCAGCAGUUCCAAAGAUUCAUUUUUGAUGCAGGAUCGCAGUGAAUUCAACAUGUUUCAGGAUCCUGACGAUGAUGGUCGGAAAACAAUAGAAGGAGUUUACUUGACAAAGCCAAUUGCCCACCGUUAUGACGCCUCUACAAUCAUGUUUGCGGACUUGGCCGGUUUCACUGCUUGGAGCUCCAGCAGAUCACCAGAAGAUGUGUUUACUCUCCUUGAGACUCUGUAUGGUGCUUUUGAUGAAAUAGCCAGACGGCGAAGAGUGUUCAAGGUGGAAACAAUUGGUGACUGUUAUGUGGCAGUCGCAGGCGUUCCCAAGCCAAGAGAAGAUCAUGCUGUGGUCAUGUGUCGGUUUGCGAAGGACUGUCUCCACAAAAUGCAAAAACUAAUCAAAGUUCUUGCAGAAGGAUCACUUGGCUCUGAUACCUCCAGUCUCUCAUUUCGUGUUGGUCUACACAGUGGCCCGGUAACCGCGGGUGUUCUACGUGGUGACAAACGGCGCUUCCAGUUGUUUGGGGACACAAUGAAUACUGCAUCACGAAUGGAGACAACAGGGGUUGAGAACAAGAUUCAAGUUUCCCAGGAGACUGCAGAUCUUCUUAUUGCAAGGGGGCAUAAAAAGUGGCUUACACCUCGCGAGGCCUUGGUUGAGGCAAAAGGAAAGGGCACAGUGCAGACGUAUUUUGUGAACAUUGCCAGUGGUUCUGUGGCAUCUUCCCAAGCUUGCGACCACGCCAGAGGCAAGAUGGAUUUCCGAUCUUUUGCCAGUGAAACUACAGGUUCCAGUGACGGCACCGCCUCCGAGGAGGAGCAAGCAGGGGCCGACAUGCUUGAAGAAGAGCAUGGAGUGACAGACAUCGUGAACAUCUAA